Molecule: messenger RNA, 3899 nt
Organism: Centropristis striata (black sea bass)
Lineage: Eukaryota; Metazoa; Chordata; Actinopteri; Perciformes; Serranidae
Gene: efl1
Product: elongation factor like GTPase 1
Exons: 23
Coding region: 149-3544 (1131 amino acids)
Biological process (GO): cytosolic ribosome assembly
Cellular component (GO): ribonucleoprotein complex; cytosol
Molecular function (GO): GTPase activity; ribosome binding; GTP binding
Source: RefSeq, a predicted model, not a curated record
AUAUGUGUUUUUUCUCUCAGUACUGUGGUUUAACUCGACACAGUAGCGCAGCACAUUACAGUGGUGUUGUGUGAAGACUUUAGGAGUCAGCCUGGCUCACAGUCUUCUUUUUAUGAGGAGUUUGGAUUAGCUAGCCACAGUGUUCACCAUGGGACAUACCAGCCUGGAGAAGAUCAUUGCUCUGCAGAGGAACCCCGCCAACAUCAGGAACCUCUGCAUCCUGGCACAUGUUGACCAUGGAAAAACGACCCUGGCUGACUGCUUAGUGGCCAGUAAUGGUAUCAUAUCCACUCGACUAGCUGGGAAGCUGAGGUACCUGGACAGCAGGGAGGAUGAACAGAUCAGAGGCAUCACCAUGAAGUCCAGUGCCAUCUCUCUGCAAUACAGGAAUGGAGAUCAGGAGUACUUACUAAAUCUGAUCGACUCUCCUGGUCACGUCGACUUCUCCUCAGAAGUUUCCACUGCUGUCAGGCUGUGUGACGGGGCCAUUGUAGUUGUUGAUGCUGUGGAGGGAGUGUGUCCACAGACCCAAGUUGUGCUGCGUCAAGCAUGGCUGGAGAACAUCAAGCCAGUUCUGGUCAUCAAUAAGAUAGACCGACUUAUCAUGGAGCUCAAGCUCACGUCUCAGGAAGCUUACUCCCACCUGCAGAAGAUCCUGGAACAGGUGAAUGCAGUGACAGGGUCUUUGUUCACAUCCAAAGUGCUGGAGGAGCGGGCGGAGAAAGAGAAGGAGGAGGAGAAAGAAAGCGAGACGUUUAGUGGAGAUCAGGUUUAUGACUGGAGCGCUGGGCUGGAGGAGGCUGAUGACUCCCAACUCUACUUUUCUCCUGACCAAGGAAAUGUGGUCUUUGCUAGCGCCAUAGAUGGAUGGGGCUUCAGCGUCCAGCAGUUUGCCCACAUCUACAGCCAGAGAAUGGGUAUCAGGUCAGAGGUGCUGCUCAAAACCCUGUGGGGAGAUUUCUACCUCAAUGCAAAAGCAAAGAAGAUCAUGAAAGGUGCUCAGGCCAAAGGAAAGAAGCCACUGUUUGUGCAGCUGGUGCUGGAUAACAUUUGGAGUUUAUAUGAUGCUGUUGUCACUAGGAGAGACAAGGAGAAAGUGGAGAAGGUGGUGACAUCUCUCGGGCUAAAGGUGAUGGCCAGGGACUCUCGUCACUCCGACCCCAAGGUCCUCCUCUCUGCCAUCUGCAGCCAGUGGUUACCUGUGUCCCAGGCUGUCCUCUUGAUGGUGUGUGAAAAACUUCCCAGUCCGUUAGACAUUUCAGCAGAGAGGGUGGAGAGACUGAUGAGCGUUGGAGCGCGACGAUUCGACUCAUUGCCGGAACAGACGCAGGAGCUGAAAAGAGCAUUCCUCCAGUGUUCCAGUGGAGACAAUGAUCCGCUCAUCAUUUUUGUGUCAAAGAUGUUUGCCGCAGAUACCAAGGCGUUGCCUCAGAACAGACAGAGGCCAUUGACCCAGGAAGAGAUUGCCCAGCGCAGGGAGCUGGCCAGACAGAGACAUGCUGACAGGAUGGCAGCUGAACAGACGGCAGCAGAGAGCCAAAAAGACCUCAGUCACUCAGGGAGUUCACCACAGGAAAGCCAACCUACAGGACUUGGAACAGCUAAGAUGGAGAGUCUGACACUAAAAGACUCAAAGCCAGAGGAGGAAGAGGAGCAACAGACAUUCAUAGCGUUUGCACGGAUCUACAGUGGGGUGGUGAAGAAAGGACAGAAAGUAUUUGUACUGGGACCAAAGUAUGACCCCGCCCAGAGCCUAAGCAAGCUCCCAGAGGGCUGCAGUGCUUCAGACUGUGUGCCUGAGGUGCCUCAUAUGUCCUGUUGUUCCAUGGAAAGCCUCUACCUGCUGAUGGGCAGAGAGCUGGAGGAGCUGGAGGAGGUGCCAGUAGGAAAUGUCCUAGGUAUCGGAGGUCUGGAGGAGUGUGUCUUGAAGUCAGCCACCCUGUCCACCUCCCCAGCCUGCCCACCUUUCAUCCCACUCAACUUUGAGGCCACGCCCAUUGUACGGGUUGCCAUAGAACCCAAACAUCCAGGUGAGAUGCCAAAGCUGGUUCGUGGAAUGCGUUUGUUGAACCAGGCAGAUCCCUGUGCUGAGGUUCUGAUCCAGGAAACAGGAGAACAUGUUCUGGUGACUGCUGGUGAAGUUCAUCUACAACGCUGCCUGGACGACCUCAAAGACCGGUUUGCUAAAAUUGAAAUCAGCGCCUCCAAGCCCAUCAUUCCAUUCAGAGAAACAGUGGUACGCCCUCCAAAAGUGGACAUGGUGAACGAAGACCUCGGCAGGCAGCAUAAAGUAGCCAUCAUUCACCAGGUGAAAGAAGAGGCCUCUCAGAGUCGUUCAUCUGACACUCUACAUGUGGAUCCCAGUGGACUGGUCACCCUCACCACUCCCAACAGACUAGCCACUGUCAGCGUCCGGGCAGUCCCCCUGCCACAGGAUGUGACCAGUCUGUUGGAGAGUAGCACAGAGCUGAUUCGUACUCUGGAGCAGGUGAACAUGUCCCUGAGGGAGGGGAAGAGCCUUGAUGUCAGCCUCAGGACCCUGGAGGCCAUCACUGGACUGAAGGCCCAGCUGGAGAGCCUGCUGCAGGGGAGGAAGUGGAGGAAUGCUGUGGAGCGGAUCUGGGCCUUUGGGCCUCGCAGAUACGGUCCCAACAUUCUGCUGAACGGUGUGGAAGGCUACCAGCGGCCCUCGGUGUGGCAGUUUUUGGGCAGGGGAGACAAAGCUGGCGAGGCUGGAGCUCAGGCAGCUGUUAUGCGAGACUUGGAUAAUAGCAUCAUCAGUGGUUUCCAGCUAGCAACUCUAUCAGGGCCUAUGUGUGAGGAACCCCUGAUGGGAGUUUGCUUCUGUGUGGAGAGGUGGGACAUCCAGUCUUCAGCCAUACCACAACAUCAGGACUCCCUGGAAGAGGACACCAUGUCCCAUGAGGCUUUGGCACACAGCAAAAUGGAAGGAAGCAGUGAGACAUCUGCCCAGGUAGAAAGUCCAACUGCAGGGCCUAGCCAGGCCAGACGCAGGCCAGAGGCUUCCUCUGCAGACUGCUACGGGCCAGUGUCUGGACAGCUGAUCGCUGCCAUGAAGGAGGCCUGCCGCCACGCCUUCCAGGCCCAACCUCAGAGACUCAUGGCUGCCAUGUAUACCUGUGAGAUAAUGGCCACAGCUGAGGUGUUAGGCCGAGUAUAUGGAGUACUGGGGAAGCGAGAGGGUCGUGUUCUUCAAGAAGAGAUGAAGGAAGGGACAGACAUGUUCAUCAUCAAGGCCGUUCUGCCUGUGGCUGAGAGCUUCGGUUUCGCCGACGAGAUCCGCAAGAGGACCAGCGGAUUGGCCAGUCCACAGCUGUUCUUUAGCCACUGGGAGGUGAUCAGCAGUGACCCGUACUGGGUUCCCACCACAGAGGAAGAAUACCUACACUUCGGGGAGAAAGCCGACUCUGCAAACCAGGCCCUCAAAUACAUGAAUGAUGUCCGCCGCCGCAAAGGCCUCUACGUGGAGGAGAAGAUAGUAGAGCAUGCAGAGAAGCAAAGAACACUCAGCAAGAACAAGUAGAGAAGAGAAGAGUGAAGAACUCCCAGCAGCAGCUCCUGCAGGGAGCCGUAAUCUACACCAUGGACUGGCUCUUCCACCAAUCAAACUGCACUUAUAAACUACAAACUCAAGUUACAGUCUUGCUUUACAUUCUGCAGUCAAUAAUCACUGCUUACAUAUUUUCUUGUGCAACAGAAUAUAUUUUACAAAACAAGUAAUUGUAAGUCUUGAUUAAUUGAUGUGAAUGAUACAUCCAUAAUGACACAAAUAUUUAUCAUAAAGUCUGUUUUUUUUUUUUAGGAAAUCUGAUCAGAAACAGCAUGGGCAAUAAAUACUGAAUAAAUGUGUUGGAAUUUGCAUCUGGACAUUAUUAAUC